UGUAAACAAUGAGUAUGUUUUGCUGAUGUAAUUUAAAAUUUGAAAAAGAAAAAUGCAAAUUUCUUAUUUAAAUUUAAAAGCCAGAUGGUAAUUAGAGUAAUUAUUUCAAUUUUAAAGUGCUCAAUAAUUUCUUCCUAAAUUUAGCUAAUGGAAGAACUUUCUGAAACAAAUUCUGCUGAAAUUUCCCGGCCUGAAACAUUAUUUUCUCUUCACAUUAAUUCCGUCCCCGAUGUAUUACUUUUAGAUAUAUUUUCUAGGCUUAAUUUUGAAGAACUAUGUAUGUGUUCAAGGGUCUGUCAGAAGUGGCAUGUGCUUGCCAAAGACUUCAGCCUUAGAAAACGAAUCACUGUUAGAAGACCAUUAAAGUCUGGACAGUUUUUAAGCCUCAUAAAGUAUCAUUUUACACAAUUUUUAGAAGAAUUCAAAUUGCUGAAGCCAUGUGGUCAAGAAUCUCUGUUAUCUGUGAAAAGGAAUGUGUUAUGGAAGUUAUCUAAUAAAAGUACCAACCUGAAAAAACUUGUUCUUAUGUCCUGUUCGUUGUCAGUUGUUUCAUUAGAAGAUUUACCCUCUAGUCUUGAACAUCUGAGUAUUCGAGGAUCAGAAAUAUUUCCUGAUGUAUUUUUUGGACUAAAUCCUAAUAUGUUUGUUCCUCAUUUAGUGUGCUUGGACAUUGGUGGUGUGAGUAACUUUCUGACUAGUCAAGACUUGCAUGUUUUCUCAAAGUUGAAAUCCUUGCGUGCCCUAUACCUUGAAGGAUGUUUCCGCAUCAAUAAUGGUGGCAUUGAUUCAAUAAUUGAUAUUUUACCUCAGCUAGAAGUUCUUGAUGUAGAAGGUACUGAUAUUUCAAAUGAAGGAGCUUUGACUAUUUUCAAUCAUUGUACUAAUGUGAGAGAUCUUUUUAUUGGACAUACUUCUAUUGAUGAUUUGGCAUUUGCUAGAGUUAAGACACACAUAUUACCUCAUCUAAGAUCCUUUUGUGUUAGAAAUACAAAUAUAUCAUCCAUGGGUUUACAUUCUUUUCUUUUGCACCAUUUGAGUAUGCACAAAUUAGUUGUCAGAGCAAAUUUCGAUUGUUCUGGUUCUUGUAAAUGUUUCAGUAUUGGAGAGAGACAAGUUUGUUUUCAAAUUGAUAACACUUUUCCAUUCCUUGCUGGUAUUGAAUGUCAACACUAUUUAUCUCAUAAAACAUAUGGCUUAAACUGAAUAGGAAAUUAUAUACAACUUGUAUUAAUCAUAUUCAUAAAUAUUGUUACAAGCACUUUAGAUUAUUUUGACUAACAAAGUAUAAUAUGACAGUUAAAGAUUAUUUUAAAGUAAACAUUUUGAUUUUAUAAUCAUAUAUAUUUCCAAUUUUUAAUGUUUUAUAAAAUUGUAUAUUAGUAUUGUGUUUUAUUGGAAUUCUCUGAACUUGAAAUUCAAUUUUAUUUCAUGAAAUCUUGUUCUAUGAAAUGCGAUAUUUUCUUUCCAAUUUAUUGCUUACAUACUUAAAACUGAUAAUUCACCUUUUUUGUUGUUGCUGUUGUUGUUUUAAUUAUUAUUUUCGAAUCUUUAAUAAUGUAUACUUAUGUAUUAUUUAUUAAGAUCACUGAAAACUGUUAUGAGAUAUAAAAAAUUUUUAGAAUGCAUUCUUCUGUUCUUACACACUUUCUGCCUUAAUGGUUCUUAGU
Argiope bruennichi is the source of this 1667-nucleotide messenger RNA. RefSeq names its product F-box/LRR-repeat protein 12-like. Lineage: Eukaryota; Metazoa; Arthropoda; Arachnida; Araneae; Araneidae. Gene Ontology annotation, molecular function: protein binding. The coding region runs from base 148 to 1203 and encodes 351 amino acids. The transcript has 2 exons. The record is from RefSeq and is a predicted model, not a curated record.